Messenger RNA from Bactrocera oleae (olive fruit fly), 5455 nucleotides. Lineage: Eukaryota; Metazoa; Arthropoda; Insecta; Diptera; Tephritidae. The record is from RefSeq and is a predicted model, not a curated record.
UGUGCGACUGAAAGCGUCUAAGCGUCUAUUUCGCGGAUAGUUACUCAAGUCCAUAUUUACGCGCUUACAUAGCUACAUAAGUAUAUAGUUCAUGCAGUUCAUGCUACAUCGACCGUUUCAAACACGAAUAUGUUCGCAUAAAAUGGACCGCGGGUGGCCAGACGGCUAUUUAACGAUCAGAUAAAUGGGUGUAAAUAAGUGCCGCAAAUGUUUUGAAAAUAGUAAAAAUUUAAAGUGAGGCAGAUAAAUAGAUUCUUCCAAUUGGUAUAUAAAAUCAAAAGCAAUAAAAAGUGAUGAAAUUUAACAUAUUUUAAUCUCGCAUACUCUCGUUAAAGUGCGGCAGCGGAUUUUUUUGCAACAGAUUAUACAGUUAACGCUAAGCAGAGUUUAACUGUGAUUUGACAUCAUGCUCAUUAUACUUGUGGCGCAGGUGCAUGCGCGGUACAGCAAAACCACAUGAGUUUGUAUUCGACGUAUAUCUAGUUGAAUGAAUCUGUAAUGGAAUUCCAUAUGACAGUUCAAAAGCAGCGCUGAACAAAAGCACAUUCCAACAAAUGCUACGCAUAACACGCCAACGAAAUAAAGUGAAAUUUUUCGCGGAAAUCAAAAUCUUAUUCAAGCGUGCAGCUUUUUAUAUUGUUUUUUUGUUUUUGAUACUGUGAUUUCGUUAAUAUGUUUUAUAAAAAAAUAUGUAUGAUAAUAUCGGCUACAGUUGGAAUAUAAAUAUUUCGUAGAGUUCCGUUUUGUUCGUUAUUGUCGUGUUUAUGCGAUUUUGGCGCGGGUUUCCAGCUGAAAAUGAAUUUUGUGGGUCGGCAUGAUCAUCUUGCCGGCGGCUAUCGACGCGUUAAUACAGCAACGUAUGGGUUUCCACUAUUUAGCAAUACGGAUGAAUCGAAGACCUUCGUUAAAGAUAGCCUCUCUUGGAAAUGGCAUAAGGGUUCCCGUGUUAGUACAAUUAAUGAUUGGCUACAAAUUAAAAUUGGCGGCGAUGAGGAGGUGAAGAAGAAAAAGGGCCGACAACAAUUAAACCGCAUUAAAUCCACAAAAUAUACACUAAUUACAUUCCUGCCGCAAAAUUUGCUAGAACAAUUUAGACGUAUAGCGAAUUUUUACUUUCUAAUUAUGACUGUCAUAUCACUCCUAAUCGACAGCCCGGUCUCCCCGUUGACAUCAUUGUUACCGCUGGUUUUUGUGAUCGCAGUGACUGCCGCUAAACAGGGGUAUGAAGAUUUCUUACGAUACAGAACCGAUAAUGUUGUGAAUCGUUCGCCAGUGACUAUCAUACGUAACGGAGAGGAAAUACAUAUACAAUCGCAAUAUGUGUGCCCAGGCGACUUGGUAGUGGUGGAGCGCGAUUGUGAUGUUCCCUGUGAUUUGGUGUUAUUGCGUAGCACCGAUCCACACGGCAAAUGUUUCAUAACGACCGCCAACUUGGAUGGUGAAUCCAAUUUGAAGACGUUGACGGUGCCACGUGAUUUGCCGUUGGCCGAUAUAAACCAGUUGCACAAAUUGGGCGUCAUCGAGUGUGAGAGUCCUAAGACUGAUCUGUAUAGUUUCAAUGGUAAGAUAGAACUGGCCGGUGGCGAGGGGCGUGUGCUGCCACUCUCAACUGACAAUGUACUGUUGCGUGGCUCACGCGUAAAGAAUACCGAAUGCGUGAUUGGGUGUGCCGUGUACACGGGCAUGACUACCAAACUGCAGCUGAACAGCCGGCUAACGCGCAAUAAAGCUGCCUCUAGUGAGAUAUAUGUGAAUCGUUUCUUGGUCGUAGUACUGGUUUUGAUGAUAGCGAUCGUUACUAUGUUAUACUUCUUCAAACGUUAUGAAGAGAUUUUUGUGAUACCUCAGCUUGCAUAUUUGGGUCCUGCCGCUGACGGCUACAGUGUUAAACAAUUUCUGCAAGAUUACCUUUCUUUCUUGAUACUUUUUAAUUACCUCAUUCCGAUAUCGUUGUACGUAACCAUUGAGUUGCAACGUGGUAUUAGUGGGUUGUUCAUGGAGUGGGAUCUCCACUUGUAUGAUGAAGCAACCGACGAACAUUUUAUAGUAAACACAUCCAAUUUAAAUGAAGAACUUGGUCAGAUCAACAUUUUGUUUUCGGAUAAGACCGGCACAUUAACGAAAAACGAAAUGGUUUUCCAACAGUGCUCGAUAAAUGGACGAAAAUAUACAUUUAAAAAGACACGGUUGCUGGAAGAUGGAAGCGGCGCAUUGAUAGAUAUAAACAAGUUCAAUAAAGACCAAAAGAACUUCUUUGAAGCACUGGCUAUAUGUCAUACCGUUCAAGUAGCAGGGGAAUCAAAUGCUGAUGCUGCCUAUGAAAUUGAAACACCUGACAAAGAAAGUAAUGGCAAGAGUGGACUGGCCAAAAUGUAUUCCAUUUCCGAUAUCACCGAGGAGAGUCAUAAUUCCAGUCGACAAAGUGGUGUAGAUUCCGACCAUUCACAAACAGUGGAAACAAGCCUAUCCAAUAAUCCUAAUGGAACAAUAACUGAGGGCAUUAUCUCCAAUAGCAUUAUGAACAUGUCUAAACACACAGGUUUAAAUCGUUCGAAUGGUACAAAUGGUUCAAAUAUGACUUCUGACGUCAAUCCGCUUCUUAACGAAGCAAAUAAAGAAGAGAAACGCAAACGACCGCUAAUUGUAAAACGAAGCCCAAAUUUUACGCGCGUCUCGUCAAGAAUACAUCCGGUAAUAUCAUGUCCAUCCCCAAUGGGGAGUGACGGAGUGUACUCUAUAGAAAUGGUGAGCCGCGCCACUAAUGGAAAUAUGUUAGCAACACCCGGUUCACGACCCACUUCAUUACCCUUCACACGUUCCACAUCAGCCAUCGAUUUGCCAGAUCUAACAGUUGUUCCCUCUCCGACAGGGCACAAGCGGUCGCAGUCUUACGGUGCACAAACUACAUAUUUAACACAACAAGUGCAACAUAGCGGGAUUGUCAUUCGAACAGCAAGUAAUCUGUCGCGUGAGUCUUAUGCAGCACCUAACUUUCAACGUCAAACAACACUUCUGUUACGUGCGGAGUCGCAGCGUCGCAAGAAUGAGAUCGAACAAGUUGUGCACACCCUCGACUAUCAAGCCUCCAGUCCAGACGAAAAGGCGCUCGUUGAGGCUUCCGCCAAUCUGGGGCUCGUUUAUAUGGGUGAUGAUGAUGAGGUUUUACGAAUACGUGUCGUUCCUCCACACAUGGAUUAUUCACGACCUUUUACCGUUGGUAAAGUUAACGAAAUACAUUUCAAUCGAUUGCACGUACUGGAAUUCACUUCUGAUCGUAAACGUAUGAGUGUGAUUGUAAAAGACGAGAAUGGCACCAAAUGGAUUUACACAAAAGGUGCAGAAAGUUAUGUGUUCCCGCUUUGUGCCAACAAUCAGUCGAAUAUUGUGUCCCGAACCGAUGCGCACAUAAGCGAUUUCGCAAGGCAAGGUCUGCGUACAUUGGCCGUAGCGAGACGACGGGUUGGUGAUGACGAGUAUCGCACCUUCAUUGACGAAGUGAAUGAGGCAAACAGUUCGUUGGAAAAUCGAAAGGAGUUGUUGGAACAGACCUAUGCAAAAAUCGAGUGCAAUCUAGAGUUACUGGGUUCCACCGCAGUCGAAGAUGCUUUACAAGAUGAUGUCGCUGAUACACUAAUCUCACUGCAAAAAGCCGGUAUCAAAAUUUGGGUUCUAACCGGUGAUAAGGUCGAAACGGCACUUAACAUAGCUCUGUCUUGUGGUCACAUACCUGCUGACGCUAUCAAGUACUUUAUAAUCGAUUGUAGAUCGAAAGAGGAUAUACUGGUGCACUUGAAUGCGUUGGAUCGUGAAAUUGUAUUCGGAAUUGGUGCACAGUGCGCGCUACUAAUCGAUGGAAAAAGUUUAGGCAUCGCAUUGAAUGAGACGCCAGAAAUGUUCCGCGAUGUAGCAGUCAAAUGUACGGCAGUACUUUGUUGCCGCUUAAGUCCAUUGCAGAAGAGUGAAGUAGUAGCUUUACUUAGAACCUCGUCAGAGGAUUACACCACGGCUGCCGUGGGCGAUGGUGCAAAUGAUGUAUCAAUGAUUCAGGAGGCACAUGUGGGUCUUGGCAUCAUGGGAAAAGAGGGUCGACAAGCGGCACGAUGUGCUGAUUUCUCUUUCGCCAAAUUUUCUAUGCUGAAACGUUUAAUACUUGUACAUGGACAUUAUCAUACGACGCGCCUGUCUCUCUUAGUGCUUUAUUUCUUCUAUAAAAAUAUCAUAUUUAUGGGCGUAAUAUUCCUGUUUCAAUUUUAUACGCUGUUCUCAACACAAUCCGUGUACGACUCUCUGUUUUUGACUCUAUACAACGUGGUCUAUACAGCGUUGCCGAUUUUAUUUAUUUCUCUUACAGAGAAAGAAUACAGCGAGGAGACGCUUUUGAAGCAACCAGAGCUUUAUAAAAAAAAUAUAAACAACAAGGGACUGCACUGGGAGUACUUCAUCGGUUGGAUACUCUUUGCCUUUUACCACACUUUGAUCACCUACUACUUCACUUACUAUGUGUUUUCCACAAACAAUAUUCUACUAAAUAUUGGCCAACCGGCGGAGUUUUCUUGCUUUGGCACUUUGCUCAUUGAAAUCGUUGUUGUUGUGGUCAACUUAAAACUGAUGCUAGAGUCCAAGUACCUGAGUUAUUGGUAUAUAGUGACGAUUGUGGGCUCCAUAUUUGCGUUCAUAAUAACUACUGUUAUCUAUAACUUAAUUGAUUUCGACUACGAUACCGAUAUCUAUUGGGCAUAUAACAAAUUGCUGUGUUCGCUGCCCGUUUGGCUGUUCACUAUAAUCACAGUUAUUGCUUGCCUGUUGCCGGAUUAUGUAAUAAGAAUUAUACCUAGAGUUGUUAAUUUACCGAAACGCAGUUUUUUCCCGAACACGGGACGUUUAAUCAUGCGACGUAACAUACAAUCGACACAUUUAUGAGUUACAGCCCACUACCGUUAUAUAUAAAUCUAUAUCUGUUACCAAACAUUUUUUUAAAACAGUUAUACAUACACAAAGAGUAUAUGUAUAAUAUUUUUGCUAUUAACCUUCGUGUUUUUCAAUUUAACUGUAGACGGUUUUCUUAAUGCUCAGUAUAUAGUUAAUGCAAUGUGAAUAAAAUAAAUGUGCCAGAAUUUUGAGUUAAGAUAUAUUGUAGAUAUGUACGUAUGUACCUUCCAAGUGAUCGCAACCUCGCUUUCUACUUAUAUGUAUCUAAUAUUGUAAACUAAAUUAGCUUUGAGUUUAAGUUAACCCUUAAGAUGAUUACCAAAUAUAAUUACGUGAUUAUUAUUUAUAUUAGUUUGUACAUAUAUAAUAUUAUAUUUAUUAUAUAGCAAGUGUACAUAUUUAUGAAUACAUUUGUUAGUUUGUUAAUUUAUGCCAUGACAACUACUUCAUCCAUGUACAUAUGUAGGUAUAGUAUUAGAACACAAAUUUUUGAAGACGGGAAAAAUAAAAUUGUCAAAAAUGUCAA